AUGCCUCGCCAAUUCUUCGUCGGUGGUAACUUCAAGAUGAACGGUGUUGCUGAGAGCAUCACCGGCAUCGUCAACAACCUCAACUCCUCCAAGCUUGACCCCAACACCGAGGUCGUCAUCUCUCCUCCUGCUCUCUACCUCACCCUCACCCGCAGCUUGGCCGACCCCAAAAUUGGCGUUGCUGCCCAGAACGUCUUUGACAAGCCCAACGGUGCCUUCACCGGCGAGAUCAGCGUUGAGCAGCUGAAGGAUGCCAAGAUCGACUGGGUCGUCAUCGGUCACAGCGAGCGCCGUGUCAUUCUCAAGGAGACCGAUGAGUUCAUUGCUCGCAAGACCAAGGCUGCCAUUGACGGCGGUCUCUCUGUCAUCUUCUGCAUCGGUGAGACCCUCGAGGAGCGUGAGGCCAACAAGACCAUUGAGGUCGUCACCCGUCAGCUCAAUGCCGCUGCCAAGGAGCUGAGCAAGGAGCAAUGGGCCAAGGUUGUCAUUGCCUACGAGCCUGUCUGGGCCAUCGGCACUGGCAAGGUCGCUACCACUGAGCAGGCUCAGGAGGUCCACGCUGCCAUCCGUGAGUGGCUCGGCAAGACCAUCGACUCCCACGCCCAGGAGACUGUCCGUGUCAUCUACGGUGGCUCCGUUAGCGAGAAGAACUGCCGCGAGCUCGCUACCCAGCCCGAUGUUGACGGUUUCCUCGUCGGCGGUGCUAGCUUGAAGCCUGCCUUCGUCGAUAUUGUCAACGCCCGCAUCUAA
Molecule: messenger RNA, 750 nt
Organism: Penicillium diatomitis
Lineage: Eukaryota; Fungi; Ascomycota; Eurotiomycetes; Eurotiales; Aspergillaceae
Product: triose-phosphate isomerase TPI1
Exons: 5
Coding region: 1-750 (249 amino acids)
Biological process (GO): glyceraldehyde-3-phosphate biosynthetic process; gluconeogenesis; glycolytic process
Cellular component (GO): cytosol
Molecular function (GO): triose-phosphate isomerase activity
Source: RefSeq, a predicted model, not a curated record